AUGUCGACUUCAUUAACUGUUGCUAUGGCGGAUUUGGAUAUUCCGGAAUUCCACGAGAGCUGGGGUCAAGUCAGUCAUUACCGCACAAACUUAACCUACAAAGCCAGCGAGCUUUAUGGUGGAAAGAUUGGGAGGGAGAGAAGAAGGCCGUCGGUGGAAUUCCUUCAGGAUCCGUGGGCCGUUGUCGUGCUCCGUGCUGCGUGCUGCGGCUGCGGACGGUUUGUGGUUUGUGUGCAACCUGCUCUUUUUUGGUUCCGUGGUUGCUGGUUGCUGCUGAUUGAGUUUCUUCUCGGUGGAAUCGGCAGUCAGGAGGGGCCAGUUGAUUGGGAGUCGUUAGUUACCCCCCACCUGGGAUUUUGCGAAAGAGAGAUCGAUCCAUGGAUGCAUCCUCUCAAGAUCCCCGACCUUAACUGUAAAAGGAUAGGCAGGGAGGAAGGAAGUAUUAUCUCCCGAUAUUCCAGGCAAACAGACAGUUAUCCAUACGGGCGACUCCACCGAACUACUGACUCGCAACAACAACGACGAAAGCCGCCCACUCCCGUAAACUCGAUCAGAAUCCGGACGAAGAUACUAGACUAUUGUUUGCCGAUGCGGAACGUUUGGAAGGGUUUUCAUUCGCAGAGAAGAAAGGACGGCAGGGCUGGAAAGUUUUCUCGGGGGGUCCGAUUGAGGGAGAAUUGGGCCAAGUCCAAGAGAAAAAUCGAAAGCCAAGUGCUCUAUCUCUCAUGCAUGAUCUGUCAAAUCGAGCUCGAUGCGAACAACAGCAGCAGUAGCAGCAGCAGCAGCAACAGCAACAGCACUAAACCACAUCCCAGGCAAGCUGUCAUCGUGACAAGCCCAGAUCAUCAUGACCGAUCACGAUCCUCAUCACGAUUUCCCCCAGGGCCAUCAGCACUGAUCACUGAUGAUCAGACGUCAUUCCCUCGCACCGAACAACCAGCUGGGCAUCCACUGAUUGGACCUGAGGCAAACAACCCCCCCGCAACGCCCACACGCCCCACGCCCUGCCCCGGCCACCUGGCGCCGUCGCACACAGCUCGCACCAUGGGACGACGAAAGCUGAAGGAGGGUUCCACAGCAUGA
Messenger RNA from Histoplasma capsulatum G186AR, 1083 nucleotides. RefSeq lists its product as uncharacterized. Bases 1 to 1083 code for a protein of 360 amino acids. The transcript is spliced from 7 exons. The record is from RefSeq and is a predicted model, not a curated record. Lineage: Eukaryota; Fungi; Ascomycota; Eurotiomycetes; Onygenales; Ajellomycetaceae.